Molecule: messenger RNA, 360 nt
Organism: Cylindrotheca closterium
Lineage: Eukaryota; Bacillariophyta; Bacillariophyceae; Bacillariales; Bacillariaceae
Source: the annotation of a GenBank genome assembly
AUGUUCUUCAAAUCAGGUGUAAUCGGUGCCCUUGGAAUCGCUUCUCAUGUGAAAGUGAUUCAUCGGGAGGAUGGCCAUGCUGAGAUGUCUCCACCUAUAUCUGAUUCUAAUUGUCAAAUCAUUCUCGAGGACUUUUUGGGCUUGCUCACAAUCAAUUUGGUGGUGAUCGCGGAUACAGAUGACGCGGUUGCUACCAUGACCACUAUUGAGAGACCAACCUUGGCGGAGAGCGAUGACAACGACGACGACGAAGAAGGAGAAGAAGAAGUCACUGUGGAGCAAGGUAAAAGCAAGAAGAAUAGGAAGAAAACUACCUCUUGGACUCCUAUUGAAUGUGAUGGCGCAAUCAGUGCUUUUUGA